Messenger RNA from Capsaspora owczarzaki ATCC 30864, 1770 nucleotides. RefSeq names its product methylcrotonoyl-Coenzyme A carboxylase 2. Bases 1 to 1770 code for a protein of 589 amino acids. Gene Ontology annotation, cellular component: methylcrotonoyl-CoA carboxylase complex; mitochondrion. The record is from RefSeq and is a predicted model, not a curated record. The transcript is spliced from 11 exons. Lineage: Eukaryota; Filasterea; Ministeriida; Capsasporidae. Gene Ontology annotation, molecular function: methylcrotonoyl-CoA carboxylase activity. Gene Ontology annotation, biological process: L-leucine catabolic process.
AUGAGUUUGGCUGCCGCUGCAUUGACGAUUGCUCGCCGCGGUCCAUUGAGUGGCUGCGCUGCAUCUGCAUCACUGCUGCGUCGCUCGUUCACCACCGCGACUGUCGCUGCCUCGACUGCCACUACUGUGACUGCGGGUGUCUAUCCAACGUACCAAGGCGAGCGCCAGGCCAGCGUGCUCGACGGCUCUGUCGAAGCCAACUCUGACAACUUCAAAGAGAACAAGACACAAAUGCAAGCACUUGUUGCCGAUCUCAAGGCCAAGGUUGCCCACAUUGUCAAAGGCGGUGGCGAUGAGGCUCGCAAGCGUCACACCAGCAAGGGCAAGCUGCUUCCCCGCGAUCGCGUCGCUGCCGUGUUGGAUCCCGGCUCGCCAUUCCUCGAGUUUUCGCAGUUCGCCGGCUACAAGCUGUACGACGAUGAAAUCCCCGCUGGUGGCAUCAUCACUGGUAUUGGCCGCAUUGCCGGCACCGAGUGCAUCAUUGUCGCCAACGACGCCACAGUGAAGGGCGGCACGUACUACCCCAUCACCGUCAAGAAGCACCUGCGCGCGCAAGAAAUUGCCGAGCAAAACCGCCUGCCCUGCGUGUACUUGGUUGAUUCUGGCGGUGCCAACCUUCCCAACCAAGCGGACGUCUUCCCCGACCGCGAUCACUUUGGUCGCAUCUUUUACAACCAGGCCAACAUGUCUGGCAAGGGCAUUCCACAGAUUGCCGUUGUUAUGGGCUCGUGCACGGCUGGUGGCGCUUACGUCCCCGCCAUGGCUGACGAGAGUAUCAUUGUCAAGGGCCAAGGCACCAUCUUCCUUGGUGGCCCGCCGCUUGUGAAGGCAGCCACCGGCGAGGUUGUCUCCGCCGAAGAUCUCGGUGGCGCAGAUCUUCACUGCAAAGUCUCUGGUGUUACCGACCACUACGCGCUGAACGACGCGCACGCCCUCAACAUUGCUCGCCGUGUCGUGUCCAACCUGAACUGGCGCCGAACGCUGCCUGUAGCCCCCGAGGAGCCCCUGUUCCCCGCCGAAGACCUGUAUGGCAUUGUUGGUGCCAACCUCAAGAAGCAGUUUGAUGUCCGCAAGGUCAUUGCCCGCUUGGUUGACGGCAGCCGCUUUGACGAGUUCAAGGCUCAGUACGGCACAACCCUCGUCACUGGCUUUGCUCGCCUGCAUGGCUUCCCAGUGGGUAUUGUUGCAAACAAUGGCGUCCUCUUCUCGGAGGCUGCUCUGAAGGGCGCACACUUUAUUCAGCUUUGCAGCCAACGCGGCAUUCCUCUCAUUUUCUUGCAGAACAUCACCGGUUUCAUGGUCGGCAAGGCGGCCGAGGCCGGCGGCAUUGCCAAGAACGGUGCCAAGAUGGUCACUGCCGUCGCUUGCGCGAAUGUGCCAAAGCUCACCGUUGUCAUCGGCGGUAGCUUUGGUGCUGGCAACUACGGCAUGUGCGGCCGUGCUUACAGCCCGCGUUUCAUGUGGAUGUGGCCUAAUGCCCGCGUUUCGGUCAUGGGUGGAGAGCAAGCUGCAGGUGUGCUUUCAACCAUCACCAAGGAGCAGCGCGAGCGCAAGAAGCUGCGGCCGUGGACUGCCGAGGAGGAGGCCACUUUCAAGCAGCCCACUAUCGACCAGUACGAGAAGGAGGGUCACCCUUACUUUGCCAGCUCCCGACUUUGGGAUGACGGUGUGAUCGAUCCCGCUGACACUCGCGCAGUGUUGGCUCUCGGUCUCAGCGCUGCCCUCAACCAGCCCACUCCCGACCCACGCUUUGGUGUCUUCCGCAUGUAA